CCCACUGGAAAAAUCUUUCCAAAAGAUACGCCUUCUUAUUCGAUGGGAACCCAGGCUUCGCAUCCUCAUCAAAGUGCCUCCGCUAAAGAGAGACCCAUCACAAAUUUAUCAAAUCACAAAUCACAAACCACAAACCAAACCUUGCAUUUUCCAAAGAAACACUACAAGCGCAGAAAACUAACACCACAACAACAAGAAAAAGGAACACCAUGUUGACCCACCAUGCGAUGCGUACCAUGCGUUCGACGGUUCUGAGGCGUGCCCUUAUGCCCUCCUUGACGGCAACCUCCCUUCCAACGACGAAUAAUUGUAAUAAUUCUCGUCCUUUUUCGACGGCCCCUGCCAGCAACAAAACUCCCUGGUUGGAUUUCCUUCGAGAACACACCACUUGUGUCCAUGAGAUUGUCUCCAAACCCGACAUGUUCUGUCGUCAAUGUGAACAAACCAGCAAUCAUUUCGCCUGUACCACGGUGGGAAUCUGUGGAAAGAGCAGUGAAACGGCAUGUAUUCAGGAUACGCUCAUGCAGUUGAUCCGGUCCGUGGGAGAAUUGGCCGUGGCGGCAAAUGAAAAAGGAGGGAUCGAUUUGAAACCGGUUCAUGUAUGGACUCUUCAAGCCACGUUUUCCACAUUGACAAAUGUCAAUUUUAGUGAUGAUCGCAUUGCCGAAUUUAUUGAACAGGGCGUGGCGGUCGCCAAGGAUUUGGAAGCCAAGCUAGACAGUGCUCCUUCCACUGUUCAUCAAGAGUUGGAUGGAUUGGCCGUCGAAGAGUUGGAAGAAAAAGGACUCGAAAAAUUCUCCAUCCCCACAAGACAAAAGGAAAUGGGGAAUGAUGAUGCUUUUUGCCUCAAUGAACUGGCAACCUAUGGGCUCAAGGGAGCUUGUGCAUAUGCCGCCCAUUGCUACCAAUUGGGAUACUUGAAGGAUGACAUCAUGAUGGAUAUUCACAAAAUUAAUGCUCAGUUGAACAGCAGUGAACCAGACAUGGAAGGACUUCUGGCUGCCUGUCUCAAGGUUGGAGAAAUAAAUACACGAGUCCUCGCAUUGCUCGAUGAGGCUCAUGCCACUCAGUUUGGAGAUCCAGAACCCACUCAAGUAUGCACUACUGCCGUACAAGGCAAGUGCAUUCUCAUUUCGGGACAUGAUUUGGUCGAUUUGCAGGCUCUCUUGGAACAAACCGAAGGAACCGGCAUCAAUGUCUACACUCACGGUGAAAUGCUGCCGGCCCAUGCCUACCCCGAGCUCAAAAAGUACAAGCACCUUGUUGGAAAUUACGGAACAGCCUGGCAGAACCAAAAGUUUGAGUUUGCAGGAUUCCCAGGACCUAUCAUUGUGACCACCAACUGUGUGUUGGAGCCACGAAAAAUGUACAAGAAGCGAGUCUACACCAUGAACGAGGUCGGUGUCGAUGGUGUACAGCACAUUGGACCCGACAGGGACUUUUCCCCCGUCAUUGCUCAGGCCAAAUCUCUCAAGGGAUUCCCAAGGACCAUUGAACCAGCCAAGCAUCAUACUGUAGGAUUCAAUCACAGAGCAGUCCUCCCAUUGGCCGAACAGGUCUUGGACGCCGCCAAGAGCGGAGCCCUCAGUCGCAUCUUCCUCAUUGGAGGUUGCGAUGGAUCACAGUGGGAUCGAUCUUACUUUACCGAGUUGGCACAGGAAACCCCUCCUGAUUCGCUCAUUUUGACAUUGGGCUGUGCCAAGAACCGCAUCAUUCAUGAUGAAGACUUGUUGAAUGCCAAACUAGCCAAUGGGUUGCCCCGAGUCUUGGACAUGGGACAGUGCAAUGAUGCAUUCAGUGCCGUGGUGGUGGCAACCGAACUGGCCAAGGCAUUGGAUUGCAGCAUCAAUGAUCUGCCCCUCAGUUUGGCGGUGUCUCAUUUGGAACAAAAGGCCGCUGCUGUCUUGUUGACCCUGUUGCACUUGGGCGUCAAGAAUAUUCGACUUGGACCUACCCUUCCAGCUUACUUGACACCCAAUGUUAUCAAGAUAUUGCAGGAUGAGUACAACUUGAUGGCCACUGGAGAACCCAUUGAUGACUUGGAACUAAUGAUGGAAGGAAAGUAGAGAAACGAGGAAGGUUUAGAUUGUUUUUGCUUGCUUUUUGAUCGGUUUACCAGCAAGAAAUGAAUGAAAAAAGUAUCAUACACAAAUGAUGAUUCGAUUCCUAACUAUUAGCAAUGCGUGUGUUCACGAACUACCUGUCGAUAGCCGGACUGCACCAUCAUCUUUAUUAAGCAGUUGAAGACCGAAGGAAUUGUUUUGAAGGUGCUCUGGUUGGUACCAGUAUUUGAGCCUGGGCUUUUGAAUCUCUAGCAAGCCAGUAGUCUACUUUGGGCAUCCCACUAAGGUACCGGUAGCACAGGUAUGGAAGGCUGGUGAUGCGUCCCUUCGUCUAGAAGCACCUACGUACAUGCACGGUAAGGAUGCAGGUCACUGUUGGGGGUUCGGCAUCGUAUAAAGUAUUAGCGUUAUGUA
This is a messenger RNA of Seminavis robusta, 2477 nucleotides long. NCBI's taxonomy places the organism in Eukaryota, Bacillariophyta, Bacillariophyceae, Naviculales, Naviculaceae. The record is from the annotation of a GenBank genome assembly.